AUGUGGAUUAAAGAAGGUGAUAUAAACAAAAUUUCGGGACUUUAUCAGCAGAUGUUGGAUAAAGGAAUACAGCCAAAUUCGGUUACUUUUUCUGUUGUCAUACCGGCACAAGUAAUAUCAGGAAAAACAAAUCAAGCGUUAGAAUUAUUACGAAAGAUGAUUUCAAUGGAAGAGUCAAUGGAACACAAAUCUCGAAUUUUCUAUAAACUUUUUCAAAAUUUUAAGGGUGAUCUAGCGUUGACUAAAAAUUUUUUACAAGGGAUAGUUGAUCAUAAAAUAAAUAUAAAUCACAAGAUAUAUAACGACCUUAUUAAUGCUUAUGCUAAAAAACCUGAUAUUAACGGGGCAUUUGAGAUAUACAAUGCACUCAUCAAUCAAGGGGGGAUGAUAGAUGUCAUCACAUUUACCAAUAUGAUAAAAGCAAUUAUUCAAGCCGAUAAAACCGAAGAAGCAAUGCAAUUUUAUUAUGAAGUUAAACAAACAGGAAUCCAGUUAGAUACCCAAGCAUACACAACCAUGUUGGAUACUUUCGUUAAAAUGAGACGAACAGCUGAAGCACAAAGAAUUUUUGUCGAAAUGCGAAGAUCAAAAGUAAAGCCUAAUGUAUUCACUUAUACAUCCCUUAUAACUGGACUAGGACAAACCUACAAUUAUGAUGGUGUAAGAAAUGUACAUAAUUUAGUUAGAAUGGAUCUUAAUGUUGAAUUAGAUAUAGGGAUUUACAAUGCUUUAAUGGACGCUUAUAAUAGAUGUGGUCAUAUACAUCAAGUUCUUUUGAUUUGGGAUUUAUUAAUUAUUGGCGAGCUACCAAUUGAUAAUUCUACAGUAUCGAUAAUUCUAGAUUCGUGUGGUUAUGGAAGAGUUAUCCAUAGGAUUUUAAAUAUUUGGAAAUAUCUUCAAGACAAGAAAUUUCCUUUAAAUCUUAAUAAUUAUCAUUCAUAUAUCGAAGCAUUAGCUCGUAAUCAAUUAUUUGAUGAAGCUAAAAAUGUCUUAAUGAAUGAAUUGAAGAAUAACGGAUUUAAGCCUGAAACAAAAACAAUAAGGUCUUUAUUAAAUUUUUUACAUGACGUACCAAAAAAAAGUAGGUGUGAAUAUGAAAUUAUCGAAUGGGUUAGAAACGAAUAUCCAGAUUUAGCUAAAGAAAUGAAGUUUACCGAGCGAAAAUCUUCUAAAAAGAGUGGUGACUAA
Molecule: messenger RNA, 1188 nt
Organism: Racocetra fulgida
Lineage: Eukaryota; Fungi; Glomeromycota; Glomeromycetes; Diversisporales; Gigasporaceae
Source: the annotation of a GenBank genome assembly